Messenger RNA from Annulohypoxylon truncatum, 2940 nucleotides. RefSeq lists its product as uncharacterized. Lineage: Eukaryota; Fungi; Ascomycota; Sordariomycetes; Xylariales; Hypoxylaceae. The transcript has a single exon. Bases 1 to 2940 code for a protein of 979 amino acids. The record is from RefSeq and is a predicted model, not a curated record.
AUGGCCACCGCAUUAAUUACCAGCCGUCCAACCGAAACGGCUACGAUGAGCGAACCUAACGAUAUUUCGUCCCGUCCAAUUCGUAUUCCGGCGCUUCAGGAUAACAAGAUGACCCAACAAGCUAUAUCUAGUCCCCAGCCUUCGCCGCGCAAUAGCUUGCCUCCGCCCAACCCGCACUUUGUGUUCCCGGCUCGCCCAGCGUCUUGUUCGGCGCCACCAUCGUUCUCUAGGGCGACAGGUCGACGACCUCAGUCUGCUAUAGAUAUUCCCGGGCGAAUUUCUGACUUCUCGCAAGAAAUAACUAGUCUCCCGUCUCAAUCGCCUGCUCUGCCGAACUUCAGUUUCAACCCAAGCGCCAACUCUGGCCCAGAUAACGCAGGCCGUCCUACCAGAUCCCCAGCAUUGCCGAACUUUUCGUUCAAUCCAGGCGCAACACUUGGACCCGACGAAUCAUUACUCAGUCCUCCGCUCUCCCCGCCAUCACCUAUGUCUCCGAGUCGCACCGGGCAUCGACGAGGCGGAAGUGAGUUUGUAGGUGGCAAGCUUAGAUCCGGAGGAUCAAUUACUGUGAUGAGCACGAGCCCAACAAGAUCAGAAAGUGGCUUUGCAUCGCCCAAACUGUCGCCUGCAGACGCGCACCCAAGAAGGGGCCACGCUCAUCGCCGUUCUGGUGCGAUCUCUAGUCACGAUCUAACCAUGAUACUCAAGCCGAAUAAUUCGCCUACGAUGAGGGGCAAUAGUGCGCCUGCUAGUCCGGCCGAUUUUGAUGACAAGUAUCGCAAUUUCCCGGAACCAAGCAUCGAGCCUCCUAAAACCGAACCAGUUCCACAGCAGACAAACGAAAGGGUAGCCCAAGAGGUGCACAGCCAACCCGCGUUGCAGUCACAGUCGGAUCCGUCACCGAUAGCACCCGCUCGUACACGUGUUGGGUUCUCUGAUACUGUUGAGGUUAUUCCUCGACCACUGUCAAUGGUUUCAACCGACACGUCUAGUACGAUGACAGUCCGACCUGGCCACAGGGUUUCAGGAAGUAUUUCGUCUAUUGUCUCAGGGACGAACCUACCACCUGCAGAUCGAGAUUCGUCCAAUUUGGUUGGAUCGAAUGUUUCUCGCACAAAGAGUGACUCGCGUCCUAGUACUGCAGGUGCUGUGCUAGAACGAUCCCCAAGUCUUCUGGUGCUUACCGGAGAUUCCCCGUCGCCUAGAAGACGAAAUUCGAUUCCGUUAUUGAUGGAUCUUCCUAAGAGGGAUUCCGGUUCGCCCACAAAUCCAAGUCCCACCAAAACGCCUAAAAGGUGGUCUUUCUUCCGUCUCGAACCCUUCACGGGUGCUAGCUCGCCUACAAAGGCGAGAUCAGCUAGUUCAAGUUCAUCUGGCACAGUGGAAAAAAAGAUUGAGACGGCAGAUCCAAUCGGUGAAUUUGAACCGAGCCCAAGUGUCGAUGGCAUCGCAUCUCGCUCAGAUAGUAAGAAGAGUGGAGGGAGAAAGAAGAAGCAGAAAAAGGUUAAGUCGUGGGCUGGCUCCAUUCUGACUAGGAAGUCCAAGUCGCGUCAAAAGUCGAAGUCGUUACGCCGUCGUUCGCAAACGCCGCCAACCCGAGACUUCGAAUAUCUGGAUGAUGGUGAUUUGGGAGUGCUUGAGGCGCCAACGGCACCUUCGGUUCCCGUGGCGCCUGUGGUUAUGGUGACCGAGCCCGCUCAAUCAGAAGCCGAACCAGUCGCCGUUAAACCUAGUCGAAUGGCUGACGAUGAUGUAGCUUAUCCUAUGAUUGAUCUCGAUGCUGCCCUUGGUCCGUUCAACACCCCUUCUAGCCGUGAUCCUCAAUGGGAAGAGGCCCAGAAACUUGGUGCCCCACCAAAGCGUCAACUUCAUAGUGCUGCUGGCUUGCGAGGAUUCAGUGGCCCUGGAAUGCAUUACCAUCGUCGCGCUGAGAGUGCUCCUGAAAUGCCUCCUUUUGAAGCUGCUCGAAGCGGUAUACAUCGAUUCGCUAGCUCCUCAACUAUGGCCGACGUAUUUGAGGAGGACGAGGAAGAAGAUGAGGACAUGAGCGCAAAAACUCCAUCGGAGGCAUCUGCCACUGAAACUCAGGAUGGCUCUGAUGAUUCUGAGUCGACAUCCAAUAGCGAGGAUGAUGCCAGCUCAACACCUACGCAAGAACAUGAGCCUAGUAAAGCCAGUCCAAAGGAUACCCAACAAACUCUCACCUCGACCAAACGCAAGGGUAGCGCGUCAAGUUUAGACAUACAGAGACCAGGAUCUAGAAUGAGGACCGAAAAUCCUGGUAGUGGUCUUUGCGAAGAAGUUAUUGCAGAGGAACCCAGCUAUGUCACAUUUAGGCGCGAUAGCAGCAUUCUAGGUACUCCGGAAACCCCUAGCUCAGGGGCACCUUCACCUCGCACCAUUCUCAGUUACGAAGUUGACCCGCUUGAUACAUCGUACCCAAUUCCUCCAGCGAUUCCGGCUACACCAUACUCGACGACUUAUUCAUCCUCAUUUCCUUCGCCUCGGUCGCCGAUGUCCUAUGAUGCACGCAGAAUCUCAACUGCGCAAUCAUCCAUCAAUGAUGAAAACAACUACCAUUCGCUUUUGUUGGGCGAGCCCGGUCCUGAAUUGGUACGAAUAUCAGUUGAUGUCCCAUCUUUGACGAGCAGCAACUCGACUACGACGCGAGAAAGCAGCUUCAACCCUGGUGUUCAGCCUAGAAACAUGCCGUUUCAUGAUCAACGGCCCGCUUCAUUUUCCGCUUCAGCGUUUGGUCGUCGAAGAUCGAGUCUGGUUAGUCUUAGCCGGCUGAUUAGCAGCGCUCAUGGAGAGCGAAGUAAGCUGAGCAUGGAAGUUCCUCUCGACACCGAGCCGGAAAAGAAGCCCAAGACUAGCAAAACCAGGCGCUUUAGUCGGUUGAUGCAAUUCUGGAAGCCGAAAGGAUCAGCCGAAUCUUGA